AUGGGGCUCGAAAAUGCUAAACUUGAGCCUGUAAGGACCCCACUUGUGGGAUUUGAGGGCAGCGAGGUCGCAUCAUUGGGCAUGAUAGAAUUGCCCGUCUCCAUACGGGUCGAACCUCGAUGUCGGACUCUAAUGGUUAAAUUCUUGGUGGUGGACACCCCAUUUGCUUAUAAUGAAGCACGGAAAUGCUACAAUCUAUCAGUGAAAAGGGGAUCAAAGGGGAAGAAGAGGAAGGAUGAGGAGAGUCCCGAGUCUCGACCUUAUGAAGCCUAUCGUAUGAAGCCUAUUGAGUACAAGUUGGUAGAGCUCGUUCAAGGAGAUCCCAGUAGAACCAUACGAAUAAGGUCAUGCAUGGGAGGAUUGGAAACUUCCAUGAUCAAAGUCUUAAGAGAGAAUGUGGAUAUGUUCGCUUGGAGUCCCUUGGACUUUAGAGGUAUCGACCUGAAGUUAAUCGUGCACAGGCUUAAUGUGGAUCUGACAGUGCGACUGGUGCAACCAAAAAAGAGGUCAUUUGGGACGGAAAAGAGUCGGACUAUUCGAGCAGGAGGUGAGCAAACUGCUGAAGGCAGGUAUGUAUCCGAGAUUCAAUACACAGAUUGGCUCUCGAAUGUUGUAGUUGUUCCAAAAGCAUUCGAAAAAUGGCGUAUGUGCACGGGCCCCAAGGACCGUUAUCCUUUACCCAGGAUUGACAUAAUGGUCGACUCUACUACUGGAUAUGAAAUGUUUUCGAUGAUGGAUGCUUAUCAGGGGUACCACAAGAUCUACAUGGGAAACGAAGAUCGCGAUAAAACUUCUUUUAUUACUGAUGGCGGUAUUUAUUGUUAUAAUGUGAUGCCAUUUGGUUUGAAAAUUGUAGGGGCUACUUAUCAGCGAUUGGUGAACAAGAUGUUUCACGAUCUCAUAGACAAAACGAUGGAAGUCUACGUGGACGAUAUGCUGGUGAAGAGCAAGAGAUCGGACAGUUACCUCGAACAUCUUAAGCGGAGGUUCACAAUAAUGAGAUCGUAUGGUAUGAAGUUGAACCCAGACAAAUGCACAUCUCGAGUAAGAGGCAAAAAAUUUCUGGGAUAUAUGGUCAAUGAACGCGGAAUCGAAGUAACCCAGAAAAGAUCGAGGCCAUCAUGA
Molecule: messenger RNA, 1125 nt
Organism: Sesamum indicum (sesame)
Lineage: Eukaryota; Viridiplantae; Streptophyta; Magnoliopsida; Lamiales; Pedaliaceae
Source: RefSeq, a predicted model, not a curated record